GUCCAUGACUACGGACACAGCGCCUGUUUGCGAUACGAGAGAAAUACACAAUAUGGCGGCUUCCAUGGUUCGGUUUUUAAGAGGAUUGUAUGUCUUAUUUUUAUUAUGUCUCCUUUCUGCUUCGGCUUUUUUGAAUUUGGAGGAGUUAAAUGAGAUGAAAUAUGGGAUUCAGAUUCUUCCGGACCCCGUGAUUAGAGGGCAGGUGGCAGAUGUGAUGUUGGUGUCUAAUAAAUAUAAGCAGCUGUACGAGUGUCGGUUACCUGCGCAGGCGGUGAAGUUCCACCAAGACUCGAGUCCUGACUCGGACCCUCAGGGCUACAGUGGCCCGGCCGUCCCUGAGCUCCUGAAGCCCAUGCACUCUGCUCCCUGUCUCACAAAGACUAAAGACUGGUGGACGUAUGAGUUCUGCUACGGACAGCACAUCAGACAGUAUCACCAAGAAGAUUCAGAGAUUAAAGGUGCCGUGCUGUUUCUGGGUUAUUUUGAGUCCGAGUUUGACUGGACCAAUGAAACUGCAAAGGCCACUAAACAGCACAAGCUGAAGCGGUAUCACAGUCAGUCAUAUGUCAAUGGCUCCAAGUGUGACCUUAAUGGAAACCCACGAGAGUCUGAAGUCAGGUUUGUGUGUGAAGAGGGUUCGAGUGAUUAUAUCUCCCGUGUGGACGAGCCCCAGUCGUGUCACUAUGUCCUGACGGUUCACACGUCUCGCACGUGUCAGCACCCGCUCCUGUGCCCCCCCUCCUCCGCCAAGCCACAGGGCAUCGUGUGUCAGCCUGCACUCAGCGCUCAGCAGUACAUGGAUUAUGUUAAAGCACAAGUCUCCGACACAAAGCGGAAAGUGGAGCAGAUCUCAGAAGAGCUCAGGACGCUCGAUCACAUUCUAUCCAAAGAUGAAAGUGUGGAGAAAACAGGAAGUGAUGUAAUGGAUGAGGAGUCUGUACCGCCCACUGUUACGCCUGCUCUAGAGUUCAAAGAUGCUGCACAUGAGGAGGGGGAGGAGUCAGUGAGUGAGGAGGUGGAGGAUAAAGAUUUCUGGGAUGGAGUCACCAAACCACAGAGGACAGAAGCACCUGAGCUACAGGAGACUGACGGAGCGGCAGAUAACAAACCUGACGAUAACGACAUUUUUGGAGAAGGGAAGUUUAACUUUAAGAUCAUGACGGAUCCUGUAGACCUGAUGAAGUUCAUGCAGCAGCUCAGAGACAGUAACAGGAAGGGUCAAAAGGCUCAGGGGAGAAACAGGAGAGGCCAGGCUACCUCAGACGAGGAGGAAGAGGGAGGGCAGAAGAAAAAGGAAGACGAGGAGGACGGAGAUGAAGAUGAACGGUUGCUGAAGGAGUUUGAAGAGGAGAUGGGCGACCUCUCGGUACCCGCCUCCAAAAUCGUCCAGAUUAAAGAGGAGAUGCAGAAAGAAUUCGACAACAUCAUAGAAGAGGCACAGCAGGAGUUGGAGAACGAGGGUCUAAAAGGAGAGUUUGAUCGCUCUCAGGCCACUCAGACUUUAGAGAACACUCUCGGUAAACUGCUGGAUCAUCUGGAGGACAAAACCGAACAGGACGGCAAAUCACACACAGAUACACACACAGACACGGAAACGCACACACACAAAAACACACAUACUCCAGAUGAGAGGGGAAAAGAUGGCACCAGAGGUGACCCCAGCCUCGUCCCCAAGAUGCCAGACGAUGAGGUCGGUGAUGGCGGACAGGUAAAGAUCAGGGUGACAAAUUAUAAGGUGGGUGGAGACGAUGUGGCCGGUGGAGGUGAGGGGGGUGUGAGGGUGAGAGAGCUGGGCGAGAGCGACCCCCAGUGGCAGCACAUUCACCACCUGGUCAAAGAGCAGCUCGAGAAAGCAGGCAUCAAGGCCGAAGGAAAGAUAGAAGUGAAGAUUUUGACCCGUAAAUCAGUGGAGGAGGCAGGAGACCAGUGGCUGAGUGAGGAAGAUACCAAAUCUUUUAGAGAGCUACUCAUAAACCUGUUGACGGGGGGAACAGAGGAAGUGUAUAAAGAGCAGAAGCGACAGCAGGAGCUGGAGAACAACUAUAGGUUUGUUUGGGAAGAGAAACAGGACGAGAGUCAGACUGCAGGAACCGGAGAGUCCGACGAGCUCGAUUUCUGAAUCACAGGAGUGCGUGUGUGUGUGAGUGUUUGUGUGUGUGAGUGUUUGUGUGUGUGAGUGUUUGUGUGUGUGAGUGUUUGUGUGUGUGAGUGUUUGUGUGUGUGAGUGUGUGUGUGAGAGUGUGUGUGUGUGUGA
Molecule: messenger RNA, 2254 nt
Organism: Tachysurus fulvidraco (yellow catfish)
Lineage: Eukaryota; Metazoa; Chordata; Actinopteri; Siluriformes; Bagridae
Gene: os9
Product: OS9 endoplasmic reticulum lectin
Exons: 15
Coding region: 5-2119 (704 amino acids)
Biological process (GO): endoplasmic reticulum unfolded protein response; retrograde protein transport, ER to cytosol
Cellular component (GO): endoplasmic reticulum lumen
Source: RefSeq, a predicted model, not a curated record